AUGAGAGUAUCUGUAAAUCAGCAGAAUUUACCACAAUUUUUUGAAAACAAAUCAGGCUUAGUAAAUAAUAUAAAAAAAGCUGAAAUUAAGUUGGUUGGUUUUUUAGCUACCACUAACUUGCCUUUCACUUUGAUGGAUACAUUAUGUCCUCUAUUAAAACAUAUAGCUCCCGAUUCGGAAAUAUUAAAAGACAUAGCUACUAAACGUACAAAGGCGACUGAAAUAAUGAAAUUAACAAUUGAAAAACACUUUAAGUUAAAACUUUCAGAAAAAUUAAUUACCCCUGGCUAA
This is a messenger RNA of Macrosiphum euphorbiae (potato aphid), 291 nucleotides long. Lineage: Eukaryota; Metazoa; Arthropoda; Insecta; Hemiptera; Aphididae. The record is from the annotation of a GenBank genome assembly.